AUGAGUCGUUUAUGGAAAUUUGGUUCUAUUUAUUCUCGAGUCUGUGGUCUAAUCGAAGGUGGUCAAAUGAAACCAAAUGAUCGUCCUCUUUGGCUAGAUGUUUAUAAACAUUAUCCACCCCAUCGUGAGCCAAGAUAUCUUUCGUUGACAGAAGGUAAUACACCAUCUUCUUAUGAUCCACCAAAAUUAUUGUACGAAGAAGAUAAAAUUCGUGCACAAUACUAUUCGGAUGUUGAUGAUAAUGAGAUAAUUAAACUACAAUCGACUAAUAAUCGAAAAACACGUUCACAAAUAUUUAUCGAACAAUAUAGUCAAUUAAAACAGCAGGGUAUAAGUGGACAUAAAAAUUUAUUUCGUUUAACAUUAGAAGCUAUGCAACAAAAUGGUCAUCCAAUUAUGUUCAAAUUAAAUGUUGAAUCAAAAUAUGAUGAAGAUGAACAACAAUCACUAGUACAAGAUACUCUCUCUUCGACAAAUAAAAAUUUAAAUCUAGUUGAUGCCGAACAUGAUGUUAAAACAGAAUGGGAACGUAACAAAGAAGAAGGCUUUUUUCCACUUGGAUCUACAACCUAUCAAUAUCGUCGACUACAACCGACACGUCAACAAACAACCAUUCAACAAGAAGCUGUCUCAGAUGGAAAUGUCACAUAUCGACGUCCAGAUUUAUAUAAACAUUCAACGGUUGAAGGUGAUUUAGUUGAACAAUUAGAAAAUCCAUUUAUGCCUGGUGAACCAAUUCAACCGUUGGCCCCCAUGAAAUUAGCACAUAAAAAUUUGAAUUUGCACGGACCAAGACGAAAUAUAUUUGAUCGAACAGAAUAUGAAAAAGACCCAUUUUUAAGAUUACAAGAUAAAGCAAAAGAAGCUGAAAUUUGGAAAAGACCGUUACAGCAUACAACCGUUAAAAAACGAAAAUUUGCAGCAAAAAGAUUUUUAGUCGAUAUCCCAGACAUUUACGAUAAAAAUUAG
Molecule: messenger RNA, 969 nt
Organism: Didymodactylos carnosus
Lineage: Eukaryota; Metazoa; Rotifera; Eurotatoria; Philodinida; Philodinidae
Source: the annotation of a GenBank genome assembly